AUAAAGGCGGAGCUUUCCCGGUUCCCUCCUCCCAGUCUGCCGGACAAAUCAGACGAACUCAGCAGACAGAGGAACAACAUGGAUCCGAACACGACGAUUCUGCGAGUCAAGCGGAAAAGGGGGACCGACCCGGCCGAUGCGUUGUUGUUGGCGUGUAAACGUAUCCGGCCGGAGACGUCCCAGGGCUCGGGCGAACCGGUACCGGAGCCAAAUGAAGCCGAGGUGGAAAAUUCAGUCUUCAAACUCGUGGCGACCGUAGCGACACAGGAUGCUCCUGUUCAGACCCAGGUGCGACAGGCUUUGGCUCGGCCUCGCAUGGCCCACGCACUGCGCCCCUCUGCUGCCACUUCCCAACGGAUCAUCGGGGGCCUCCGGAGCACAAAGUGGAGCACCCGGAGGGAGGAACGCUACAGAAUCCUCUCCAGCCACCGGACGGGGCUGUCGAGCUCAGCGGAGCAGCAAACCGACCACACGGAAGCUGCGGAUGGUGUAGAGGAAACUGGGAAAGAGCAGGACAAAUUUGGUCUCUGUGCAAUCCAGGUGGUUGAUCUCCUACAUGAGGAGGUAGAGGACCAGGACAAAUCUAGCAAGACGCUGUCCUCAGACCCAGAAGUGAUCCUGUGUAACAGCACCAAGAUGCUGCGGGAGCGCCUGAGCAUCACCGGCGACAGACUGGGGGAGGACCACCGGGAGCAGGACGACGACUACGUCUACGAUCUCUACUACCAGGAAAUGGUCGCACCCGGCUGGAUCCAGGACAUCCUGUCUGUCAGGGCCUACACCGAUGAGGGAGACUGGUGUGUGCCUGACGUUGUGGUUCGUGAAGAGGAGGUGUAUGAAGACGAGGACGAUGAAAACGAGGAAGGCAACUGGAAUGACUACCCCGACGAGGGGAGCGAUGCAGACAGCGACCGCGAGGAGCGCUAUGGCGGUUACUGGGAGGAGGAGCACUCGUACAGCCAGAGGAGCUGGGGCCGCUACCAGAGGGAGGUGCUGCAGGAGCUGGACUGUCGCGGUGAAGAUGACAAUGAGGAUGAUGAUGGAGACAAAUAUAAUUCCGAUUGAUCUAUUCCUUACCCCCAUGGCUUUCACUGGAUCUUCCCCAUGCACUCAACACAAAUGAUCACCAUACCCCAUAGUCCUCUGUGUAGGCGAGAGUGGAGGGAAACACCUGCUGCAAUGGCACGUA
Messenger RNA from Etheostoma spectabile (orangethroat darter), 1189 nucleotides. Its product is annotated as probable RNA polymerase II nuclear localization protein SLC7A6OS. Gene Ontology annotation, biological process: developmental process. The record is from RefSeq and is a predicted model, not a curated record. Lineage: Eukaryota; Metazoa; Chordata; Actinopteri; Perciformes; Percidae.